AUGGCUGAACCUUUAUCCAUUGCGGCGAGCACUAUCGCUAUUGUGCAGGCCACGCAGCUUGCUGGUCAGGCUUUGAUUGCGAUUCAUACCUAUUAUGGCGAUGUAAAAAAGGCGCCCGAGACUGCCAGGAAGCUUGUGGGCGAGAUCAAAUCUCUUGAAGGAAUCCUCAAUCAAAUGAAAACAUAUGGAGAAGAAAACAAACAAUCAAUAGCAAUACCGAAUCUGGAGGAAAAUCUAAAGGAUUGUUCCAAGUCACUAGAAAAAUUACAGGCAAUGCUUUACACGACUCAGAAGGUAUCAAAGCUGAAGAAGAUGUUGAAAGGGCUCAAGCAAGCACUCAACAAACAGGAGAUUGCGGAUAUCAUGUCCCAAAUUCAGCGUUAUAAGGAAACAUUCAGUCUUGGCUUGGCCGUGGAGAAUAUAUUCAUUACAAGAAACGUCGAGGCACGUGUUCAGCAUAUCGCUCAAGAACAACAUAUCGAUAAAAUAAAUACAAUGAAAGGCCAUUCAGAGGAGAGAUGGAAGAAGAUCCUUCAUUGGGUUUUCGCGGGAUCUACUAGUAAAAAGCACAUUGAUAUCACAAAGAGAAGGCGGAAAGAGACCGGGAAAUGGUUUUUACAGACUCCAGGGGUUCAAAGCUGGAUUACUGAUCCAGAUUCCCCAAUUGUUUGGGGCCACGGUAUUCCUGGUUCUGGAAAGACAUUUUUAAGCUCUGCUGCAAUCGACCAUGUCGAAAAUGAAAAUCUAUUCCCGACAACAGAAAUUAACGGAGUCGCCCAUAUAUACUUUGAUUACAAAGACCAGGAACAACAAAAAGCUAUCGAUGUUCUCUCCAGCUUGGUGAAACAGCUUGCUUACCAAUUGCCACGCCCGCUCAAAGAACUUGAAGAAUUAUAUGAAAGGAAAGAAUCUAAAGAUAGAAGGCCUACGACCGAUGAGCUUUUGUCUAUUCUCCUCAUUAUCUUCACAUCCUUUAAUCGCGUCUUUCUUAUAUUCGAUGCACUGGACGAGUCCGAUCAGCGCAAAGAGAUUCUUCCACUAAUUCAGCGCAUGUCGAUGAAAAAAGUAAAUGUGCUUGUUACCAGCAGGCCUUACCCAGAAGACAUUCAGGCGUUGUUCGGGCACAGCACCUUAAAAGUAGAAAUUCUCGCCAAGGAAGAGGACAUCGUCAAAUAUAUCAAGGGAAAGAUCGAUGAGGACCCUCGAGCAAAGCGGCUCGUCGGGCUUGGGAAUUGUCGGGGAAAAAUCGUUUCCGAACUUGUGGACUGUGCUAAGGGAAUGUUUUUGCUCGUUCAUUUCCAUGUAAAGUACAUUUGCGAACAGACGACUCCAAAUGAGAUCCUGGAAGCGCUCGACGGACUCAAGAAUAGCUCUACGGAUGAGAGACCCCUAGAUCCUACUUAUAACAGAGCUAUAGAAACCCUCAAAAAGCAAGCUAAGGGCCCCAGAGCCUUAGCAAUCAACAUUCUUUCAUGGCUUCUAAAAGCUAGGCGCCCUAUGACAGUUGACGAAAUCCGGACUGCGGCACGUCUCGAACCAGGUAAAUACAAACUAGACGAAUUUGACCUCCCAGCGGACGAAACACUUCUCGACGUAUGUGCUGGUUUGGUCAUGAUAGACGAGAUGUCUAAAACGAUCAAAUUUGCUCACUAUACCGUCCAAGAGUAUCUUUUAAACAACAAUAUCAUUCCUGAUAAUAUAGAGUCCAAACUGGCUGUGGUAUGCAUUACUUAUCUACUAUUCAAAGUCUUUGAGGUUCCUCCACAAACAGAAGAGACUACCCGCGCAUGCCUUGAGUCACAUCACUUUCUUCGUUAUGUUGCUUCACAUAUAUCUUUUCAUGUUGGAAAUCGUGAGAAUGAUGAAUUAGUUACGGAUAUAGUUAUGAGGUUUCUGAAGAGAACUGGCAAUGUUUUAUCGUUCUUGAGGGCAUGCCAAAAUCUAGAUAUUGUUAGCUUUUUGGAACACAGGAAGAUCCAAACCAUCGAAGAUUUGGAAAAGUGGGAGGCUUUGUGCAUAGCAUGCCAUAUCGGACAUCACGACACCGUAAAGAUUUUAAUCGGUGACGGAGCAGACGUUCUGAAAUCAGACAAACUAGGACGUACUCCUCUAUACUUCUCAGUGCACAUUGGAAGUCAAUCGAUCGCCCAGCUACUGCUCAAUGUUGGCGCUGAAGUUUCAACCCAGACAUUGAACCAUCAACGGACACCGCUAAUGGAAGCAGUAACAAAUGGUUAUCAGUCAAUUGCUCAAAUACUACUCAACAAUAGAGCCAAUGUUAAAGUUCAAGAUGAGUAUGGUUGGACAGCAUUGCACCAUGCGGCAUAUGAAGGGUACUUUGAAAUCGCGCAACUCCUCGUCAAUUAUGAUGGUGUGGAGAUAUCAGCUCAAGACGAAGAAGACUGGACAGCACUACAUCUUGCAGCACAGGAUGGAUACCUGCCAGUUGUCCAGCUCCUGCUCGAUAAGGGCGCCGAUUUCUCGAACCGAAAUAAUAAUGGAGCUUCAGUCUUAUGUAUCGCGGCACAAAAUGGACACCUGCCAGUCGUCCAGCUCCUGCUCGACAAGGGUGCCAAUGCCUCGGACCGAGAUAAGUAUGGUGCUUCAGUCUUAUACAUGGCGGCACAAAGUGGACAUCUACCAGUCGUCCAGCUCCUGCUCGACAAGGGCGCCAAUACCUCGGACCGAGAUAAUAGUGGUAUUUCAGCCUUAUACAUCGCGGCAGAAAAAGGACACCUGCCAGUCGUCCAGCUCCUGCUCGAGAGGGGCGCCGAUGUCUCGGACCGAGUGGAUGAUGAUGGUACUUCAGCCUUAUACAUCGCGGCACAAAAUGGGCACCUGCCAGUCGUCCAUCUUCUGCUCGAGAGGGGCGCCAAUGCCUCGGACCGAAAGAAAAAUGGUACUUCAGUCUUAUACGUCGCGGCAGAAAAAGGACACCUGCUAGUCGUCCAGCUCCUGCUCGACAAGGGCGCCAAUGUCUCGAACCGAAAUAAUAAUGGUGUUUCAGCCUUAUACAUCGCGGCACAAAGGGGACACCUGCCAAUCGUCCAGCUCCUGCUCGAUAAGGGCGCCGAUGUCUCGAACCGAAAUAAUAAUGGAGCUUCAGUCUUAUACAUCGCGGCAGAAAAAGGACACCUGCCAGUCGUCCAGCUCCUGCUCGACAACGGCGCUGAUGUCUCGAACCGAAAUAAUGAUGGUGCUUCAGCCUUAUACAUCGCGGCAGCAAUGGGAAACCUACCAGUCGUCCAGUUCCUGCUCGAUAACGGCGUCAAUGCCUCGGACCGAAAGAAUAAUGGUGUUUCAGCCUUAUACAUCGCGGCAGAAAAAGGACACCUGCCAGUCGUCCAUCUUCUGCUCGAGAGGGGCGCCAAUGCCUCGGACCGAGUAGAUGAUGAUGGUACUUCAGCCUUAUACAUCGCGGCACAAAAUGGGCACCUGCCAGUCGUCCAUCUUCUGCUCGAGAGGGGCGCCAAUGCCUCGGACCGAACUAAAGAUGGGUGGUCAGUCCUACACACUGCGGCACACAAUGGACACCUAAAAGUCGUCCAGCUAUUGCUUGAAAUCAGAAUCUAUAAUCCAACUCCUCACUCCAAACGCAAACCAGUAAAAGAUUGA
Messenger RNA from Morchella importuna, 3615 nucleotides. RefSeq lists its product as uncharacterized. Gene Ontology annotation, molecular function: protein binding. The record is from RefSeq and is a predicted model, not a curated record. Lineage: Eukaryota; Fungi; Ascomycota; Pezizomycetes; Pezizales; Morchellaceae. The coding region runs from base 1 to 3615 and encodes 1204 amino acids. The transcript has 8 exons.